Messenger RNA from Myiozetetes cayanensis, 4663 nucleotides. RefSeq names its product ATPase phospholipid transporting 10D (putative) (gene ATP10D). Gene Ontology annotation, biological process: phospholipid translocation. Lineage: Eukaryota; Metazoa; Chordata; Aves; Passeriformes; Tyrannidae. The coding region runs from base 91 to 4536 and encodes 1481 amino acids. The record is from RefSeq and is a predicted model, not a curated record. The transcript is spliced from 23 exons. Gene Ontology annotation, molecular function: ATP binding; magnesium ion binding; ATP hydrolysis activity. Gene Ontology annotation, cellular component: plasma membrane.
GGGGGAGCUCCGGGCGCGGCCAUUCCGCUGGGAUGUGCGCGGUGCCAUCGAUAGACGACACUCCUUGGAUUAUAGAGCGUUUCAGGCGCAAUGGCAGAUCCCAUCCGCUGGGCGCGAUACCGUUGGCAGCGACUGAUAUCAGCAGAGGGCAGGCAAAGCAGCAGCAGCAAUUCAAGUGGCAAGUGCCAUCAAUCAUCAAAAACUACUGGCAAACACAGGAUAGUGAUACCCUGUUUGGGACAUUUUAAAGAAGAGUAUGAAAAAGUAUCCAAACUAUACAUGAACAACAAAAUACGGACUACCAAGUAUACUUUAUUGAAUUUUUUACCACGGAAUUUAUUUGAACAAUUUCACAGAGUUGCCAAUUUGUAUUUCCUAUUUCUAGUUGUCCUAAAUUGGGUUCCUCUGGUGGAAGCUUUCCAAAAAGAAAUUACAAUGCUACCUUUGGUAGGGGUUCUAACAAUUAUUGCAGUGAAGGAUGGUUUGGAAGAUUACUCAAGAUACAAAAUGGAUAAACAGAUAAACAACUUACUAACCAAAGUAUAUAGCAGGAAGGAGAAGAAAUACAUAGAUGAAUGCUGGAAAAAUGUCAAUGUUGGGGACUUCAUCCGGCUUUCACGUAAUGAAAUCAUUCCUGCUGACAUGGUGCUGUUAUAUUCCAGUGACCUGGAUGGGAUCUGUUACAUUGAAACGGCAGGCCUGGAUGGUGAAACCAAUCUGAAGCAGAGGCAGGUGGUGAAAGGAUAUGCAGAGCAGUUCUCUGAAAUUGAUCCAGAGGAAUUUUCCAGUAGAAUAGAGUGUGAAAGUCCCAACAACAACCUCAGUCGUUUCAGAGGCUUUGUUGAGCAUUCAAACACGGAUCGAGUGGCUCUCAGCAAGGACAAUUUACUCCUGCGAGGAUGCACAGUAAGAAACACAGAAGCUGUUGUAGGCAUAGUGGUUUAUGCAGGUCAUGAAACCAAAGCCAUGCUGAAUAACAGUGGCCCUCAUUACAAGCGUAGUAAAUUGGAGAGAAGAGUGAACACUGAUAUUCUUUGGUGUGUUCUACUUCUAAUUUUGAUGUGUUUAACUGGAGCAAUAGGCCACGGGAUUUGGUUAACCAGGUAUUCGGAAAUACCUUUUUUUAACAUCCCCAAGCCAGAUGGGAAAUCGGUUCCUCCAAUAUUAGGAGGGUUCUAUAUGUUCUGGACGAUGAUAAUUUUAUUACAGGUCUUGAUCCCAGUUUCCCUCUAUGUUUCAAUUGAAAUUGUCAAAUUGGGACAAAUCUAUUUAAUACAGAAUGACAUUGAUUUUUACCACGAGAAAACAGACUCAACUAUUCAGUGUCGAGCACUGAACAUUGCUGAAGACCUUGGCCAGAUUCAGUAUAUCUUCUCUGACAAGACUGGAACCCUCACUGAAAAUAAGAUGGUUUUUCGGAGAUGCAGCAUUGCAGGACGGGAGUAUUGCCAUGAGGAAAAUGCAAAGAGGUUGGAAUCCUAUCAAGAGAUGCAUUCAGAGGAUGAGGAUUCAGCUGAUUGUCAAUGUGGCUCUUCAGCACAUACAUCAGAAUGGCAGAGGCACAACUGCAGAGCUGUGUGUGAACCUUUGAACAGGAAGUCUGUGAACCGGUUGUCUGGUAGUUAUCCUGCAUUCAUAAGGGAAGAUGGAGCAGGUGGUGGUCCCCACUCAGGACACAUGGCUUUCAGCAGUCCCAUUGAAACGGAUGUGAUACCAGACACACAGCUGCUGGAGAAGUUCAGUCAAAUUUCUUUUCAUUCUUAUCAACAGUCAGAAGAAGCUAGCAGCAAGUUAUCUUUGGAGACAAUGUACAUCACUGACUUCUUUCUUGCUCUGGCAAUCUGUAAUACUGUUGUAGUUUCAGUCCCCCAUCAGCCACGUCAGAAGAUGAGACUCUCUCCACUGGGCAGGAUGCCUAUUAAAUCACUUGAGGAUAUCAGGCAAAUGUUCCAGAGGCUGUCAGUCCGGAGACUGAGUUCCUCCCCACUUCCAAGUGUGAAGGAGUCAUCAUCUGAAAGCCCCAAUAGUUUUGUGAGAAAACUCUCUAUUUUCAAAAUAAAACUGGCCUCACCUGCUUUGAAUGGAGCUGCUCAAAGGGCUGGUGAACCUCACAAUACUGACAGCCCAGAAAAUUCCCAAGUGCCUCAAGAACUAGAUACAGUGAAUGUAGCUGCUGGCUGUGAACCCAGCAAUGCUGUGUCAUCUAUUGAGUUAUCCCCCCUACCUAAACUGUGUUAUGAAGCUGAGAGUCCAGAUGAAGCUGCUUUGGUUCAUGCUGCUAGGGCUUAUAAAUGCGUUUUACAGUCUAGGACUCCAGAUCAAGUAACUGUGGACUUUGCAGGUCUGGGAUCUUUAACGUUUCAGCUUUUGCAUAUCCUGCCUUUUGAUUCACUGCGGAAAAGGAUGUCAGUGGUGGUUCGGCAUCCAGUCUCCAACAAAGUGGUGGUGUACACAAAAGGUGCAGACUCAGUCAUGAUGGAUUUGUUGAGAACUGCAUCUGAAGCAUGUACUAAUAAUUCAGGAAUUGAAGAGAAGAAGAUUAAAGAGAGAACUCAGCAGCAUUUGGAUGACUAUGCCAGAAGAGGACUGCGCACUCUGUGUAUUGCCAAGAAGGUGAUGAGUGAUGCAGAAUAUGCAGAGUGGUUAAGUCACCAUUUUUUAGCAGAAACCAGUAUUGACAACAGGGAGAAGCUGCUGCUUGAAUCUGCCACAAGGCUUGAGACAGACCUAACUUUGCUCGGUGCCACUGGCAUUGAAGAUCGCCUGCAGGAGGGUGUUCCAGACACGAUACAGGCAUUACGGAAAGCGGGAAUAAAAAUAUGGAUGCUGACAGGUGACAAGAGAGAGACAGCUGUCAACAUUGCCUAUGCUUGUAAGCUGCUGGAACCAGAUGACAGAAUCUUCACUCUUAAAUCACAAAGUAGGGAUGUCUGUGCCUUGGUAAUGAACAAAAUUUUAGAAGACAUCCAGAAGAAUGCUUCUGCCAAAAAAAAACCCAGGCAGAAGCUUGAAAAUGUCUCUGCAAGUCCUUCCACCCAAGCUCCAGGCUUCAGUGCAGGCCUGGUUAUUGAUGGAAGGACUUUAGAGCAUGUCCUUCAUGACAGCCUACAGAAUAUUUUCCUGGAACUCACAGAAAAAUGUCGGGCUGUAGUCUGCUGCCAAGCCACACCACUACAGAAGAGUGUCCUGGUCAAGCUGGUGCAAAGUAAGCUAAAGGCAAUGACAUUAGCUGUAGGUGAUGGUGCCAAUGAUGUCAGUAUGAUCCAGGUGGCUGACAUUGGUGUGGGAAUAUCAGGCCAAGAAGGCAUGCAGGCUGUGAUGGCAAGUGACUUUGCAAUCUCUCAGUUUAGACACCUCAGGAAGCUGCUGCUUGUCCAUGGUCACUGGUGUUAUACCAGGCUUACCAACAUGGUACUUUACUACUUCUACAAGAAUGUGACCUACGUGAACCUCCUAUUUUGGUACCAGUUUUUCUGUGGGUUCUCAGGCACAUCAAUGACUGACUACUGGAUCUUGAUUCUUUUCAAUCUCCUUUUCACAUCGGUGCCACCCAUCAUUUACGGUGUCUUGGACAAAGAUGUAUCUGCAGAGAUACUCAUGCAGCUCCCACAGCUGUAUACCGUGAGCCAGAAAUCUGUGGCUUACUUGCCUUCAACUCUCUGGAUAACCUUGCUGGAUGCUUUUUACCAAAGUCUCGUUUGCUUUUUUGUGCCUUACUUUACUUACUAUGACUCAGACAUAGACAUCCUUUCUUUUGGAAACCCUAUAAACACAGCAGCACUCUUCACAAUACUGUUUCACCUUCUCAUUGAGUGCAAGUCUGUGACUUGGAUACAUACAGUAGUUAUAGUUGGCAGCAUCCUGUGUUACUUUAUCUUCACUCUGGCUUUUGGAGCAACCUGCAAAACCCACAACCCACGAUCAAAUUCUUACUGGAUCAUGGAAAAGCACAUGACAGACCCAGUAUUUUACUUAGUUUUCCUCCUGACUACUUGUGUUGCUCUGCUACCUAGAUAUUUGCUGCGAGUUCUCCAAGGAACAUUGUUUCCAUCUCCGUUAUUGACAGCCAAGCGCCUUGACAGACUGACCCCCGAGGGGCGGAAGGAAGCAAUUAAGACAUGGAAAGCUGAGUGCAGUGUGAAUGAUAGAGGGGAGUCUCAAGCUACUUCUGUGUCUUUCAGCUCAGCUGCAGGUGCUGUAUCAGAGGAGGAAAGCAUUGACAGUGUUUUGCCAACAUCUAAAACACCUUUUCAGGCCUGUUCAAGAGAUGGGCUAGUAGAGGACACUUCCUUCUUACUAGACAUUCAGGAUGAUUCUAGUAGUACAAAUUGCUUGAACUCUAAAAAGACUGAAUUUCUGAACUUAUCAAAGGAAACUAAUACAGAUACAUUUGCUGAUAAUAAUUCAUGUGCCAAAGUCUGUGUGUGUCCUUCUGAAGUGGGCAGCAGUGCUAUAUCUCUAGCAGAAAAAGCAGGUUUGAAUUCUCUUUUGUGUGAAGAAGAUGCUUUACUGUAUUUUACAAAGUUGGAAUGCUAACUGGUUAAACACAAGAGUAGUAACUGCUGAUUUAUGGUACACUGUGGUUCUGUUUUCUUCAACCAAGGUAGAUGAUGCACACAUUUCCUUAAAAGCUUUUUUGUUUAUAAAACUUUUCAAUAAUUUA